AGAUGACUGACAGAUAGAAAACAUGGAAGACAGUUUAUUAGAUUUAGAACAAGUUCAUGUUUAUUUAUUGGAAAACGGUGGUAAAGUGAAAAAUCGGGAUGUAGUUCGUUAUUUUAAAAAUUAUUUAACGGAUCCACUAACUAAAGAUGAAAAUAGAGUUCGCUUUAAGUCAUACAUUAACACUUUGGCAACUACAAAAACAGAAGGAGAUGAUAAAAUAAUACUAUUGAAAAGCAAAUAUAGUAGUUCUGAUGCCAUAACGUCAUUUUCGAGCUCCACAAGUAUGUAUUCCCCUCAAUUUGAUCCAAGAAAUUCAGUUGGAAUCCCUUUAUCGCCAUCAGAAAUGAAUUUAAUGGAUUCAUCGCCAUCUAGACAACCACCGCCAUAUAGACCCCCUCCUCCACCACCACAAGGUACACCAUCAUCUUCUUCAUUGGAUGCCAUGUCUGUAGGUUCUAUUAAUUCAUUAAAUGAAUUUCCGAAAACUCCACAAGCACCUCCAAGGGAUAAAAAACGUGAUGAUAUUACUCCAAAAAAGUCAAUAUCAGAACCAGAAUCUGCAUCUGCAGCAGAUGAUAAAACAGUUAGUGUUAAAGAACGAACUCAGAAAUUUAAUAGACUUGCUUCUGUAGAAGAUGAACUUAGUCCACGACUUUCAAAGUCUGCUGAAAAAAAAUUGAAUAGGGGGGCAGACGAAGACGAUGGAGUAUCUCUUACCCCGUUAGAACCAAAGAAAUGUAUGGAAUGGUACGUCACAGCCAGUAGGGGUGAUUAUCAAGAAUUAAUCAAGCUGGCCAACAAAGAACCAAGACUUGUCAAUAAAAAGGUAAGAUUUUGUUUGUUAUUCACUCUAGUAUGUGUUUUGUUAUGAAAUGAUCAUUAUAAUUCGUAAUAUUCAGUCUAAUUUUGUUCAUUCGAAUCAGAGAGUUUAAAAUAUAAAAUGAUUUUAAAUUUGUGGAAAAAAAUAGUACCUGAAAUGCGUUUUUAUCUCGUUCUGUAGACACAAUCUUUGUAAUGAACCUAGUAAGGUUUCGUUUACUAAUAUCUUUGCCAAACUCUCCCAUCCUCAUCUUUAACGUUGUUUUUCUUUAAUGGUAUAUGUAGCAAAUAAAAUUUCGGGGUAGGUAAGAAAUACAGAGACAACGAUUUCGUCAUCCACCUGAACACAACGCUGAUGUCUUCUAUCGUCUAUAUUUGCUGUCUUCUUCUUUGAAUUAGUCGAGCAUUUGAGUGUUACAGCUCUCUAUAACUUACCAAUCAAAAAAUUAAAAUCCAGGAUCGUGAUAUUUAUCAUAAAAUGCCUUAAAAUUAUUCAAUUAAAAAUAGUAUUUAUACUAAAGAAGGGAGUUUCACAUUAGACAAUGAUGGAUAGAAAAAUUAGCUAAAAAAAGUAGAAUUUUGAGCUUGUGUUGUUUCAUUUCUACGUUAACUAAUAAGUCGUCAAUCUUUGAAUAGUUAUGUUAUAAGCAGUUGGACACGAUUUCACUGCUUUUCCUAUUACUUUGCGUUUGGAUGGUUCCAGAAGUACAAUUUUGACGUAGAGCAUGUCUAAAUAUUCGCUAAAUUGAAAAAAAAACGGUAUAAAAAGUAUAAUUUAAAAUAAUAAAUACCCCGUACAUCUAAUAGUACAGGUCAAACAAUAUAAUGACUAUCAACAUUUUUACCAUUUAGUUGCGGUGUAAUAAGGUAUCGAUCUAUUUUCAAUCGGAUAGAGCAAAAGGAGGUGGAACGAAAAUCCGAAUUGAUGUUUAUCGACGUCUUUCCCGUGUGGCAGGUAAGAUAUCCGAUUGAUACGUCUCCACUUCUCUUAUCUUUGGAACAAUCGGACAAAUCGUUUGUUUUCCUGGUCUCUUUCUCUUUAUUCUGUCUCUUGUCUAGACUGCGAUCUGUUUAAAUCCGGCGAAAGCUAACCAGUGACGAACUCGCUAACAUUACCAACAAAAAAUUCUUAAAAAUUUAUUAGUUCGUUGAAAUAAGAUACCACAUCAUAUUUGUUUUAAUAAAAAGAAUAAAACAGAUACUGCAAUUAAAUAUAUAAUGUUCUAUAUACGAGGAUUGUCCCAGAAGUACAUGGCCCGACCUUGAGAUGGCAGCGUAUGUUUGAGGAAGCCACGUUGUCAAACAAUACUUUUAUUUGAAAUGCUGGAUGAUCGUCAACUGAAGGAUCACUAGCUAGAAGACAUAGUAAACAUUUUAAAAACUGAAGUACAUCUUAUAUUAACUGAAAAUUUGAUUAUGAGAAAGGUGUGCGCAAGAUGGGUGUUGCGUUUGCUCACAAUGACAGAAACAACGUCGUUAAAAAAUCAAGUAAAAACGGACGCAUUUGGCUAAGAAGAAAGUUUUGUUUCAUAUAUCCGUUAUUGUGGUGGUCAAAAUUCAUGAAGUUUGAAUUGCUACUUGCUAUUUGCCAGAUUUAAACCCCUCGGAUUAUUUUCUGUUCUAAGACUUGAAUAAAUGGCUCGGUUGUCAAAGAUUUUCCAACAAUGGAAAGGAGUUUGAGGAGCUUGACGAUUCUUAUUAUAUAGAGGGCAACUAACUUAUUGAACAUCGCUGGGAAAAGUGUAAGGAGCUAAAAGGAGAUUACGUCGCAAAAAAAAUAAAUUUUGUUUGUUGUACCAUAUACUUCUGGGAUCAUCCUCGUACACGAGCGACAUAUUAUGUUGUUCAAACCUCAAUUUUAUGAUUUUUCUAUGAUAAUAAAGAAUUUUUCAACAAUCUGCCGAUAAAAAAACAGUUUUUAAAUGAUUUGAUUUUAUUAAAUGAAAAUUUGUGCUAGACCGUUACUGUGAGAGUCCAGUCAAAGAGAAGAGGUAGGAGUAAGAAAUCCCAAGAGGCGCCGUAUAAAUUCUUCUUCUUGCCCGUUUGAAUUUUUAAAGAGUUGUAACGAAUUCGAAGUCUCUUUUUAUUUGGUUUUUUUCAUCGAAUAAUGGGCUUAGGUCGUUAAGCUUUCGAAAUGAAUGUAGGAUUAUUGUGGGUUAAGGGUUCAUGUUACUAAAAGUGAUUUUUGUUGUGAAUAUUCCGUGCGGUCGAUCAAAGUAAACAUAAACUAAUAGUCGUAUGCUUCGAAAUUUUUAAUUUGAACAUUUGAAACGGUUAUUAAUUUUUUCAAAAUAAUAAAACACAAUAUUCCAUUCGAAAACACAGAUUGAAUAUAAAAACAAAAUUUUAUUAACCAUGGAAGAUAUUUAUUACUGCGUUUUCUGUGUUUUAUUCAUCUAUAAUAAUUAGAUGAUAUAAAGAAAAAAAAUGUGCGAUGCCUAAAUUAUGAAAAUAACCAUCAACAUCUAGCAUAUACAAACAUUUCAGAGCACUACACUUGGGAGCGUAUGAAAUAGAAGACGAAGUUAUCUGGCUGCUACAGGUAUCCCACAUUCUAAUAGGAACUUGGGUUCCAUAGUAUCGCAGCAAAAAAGAAGGACACAAUAGAUCCUUUUGGUCGCAACUUAUAUGAUAUCCCAAUAUCUACAUACAUACAUACAUAUCUAAAAAAUAAAUGAUUUCAAAAUGCUACGAACAAGUUCGCAAAAUUAGUUCCCUAGACCGGUCCUGUCCAGCUACUAUGGAAAUUUAAACAUCCGGCGAAUUCGCGCGGCGCUUUUCGAUCGGCGUCUUUUACACUUUGUAUAAAUGGCCGAAAUCGUUUGAUGUUUAUUUAUAUAGGAAAGUCUAUUUAUUCAUUUAUUUUUCUUCUAGAAUUUUGUAGAAUUUCAUUUAGGUAUAUAAAUGAUUUGUGUAAACGCAGCAUUAGCAAAGUAGUUUAAAUAAAUUACCUAAGUGAUAGUGUCAAGUGAAUUAUUAUAAGCUAGUGUAGUUAUAGUGUAUAAAUAAAUUGAGAACGUGUUUAUCAAUUCGCCCCACGAACACAAAAAGUGUAAAUAAAUACAACAUCCAUUGCAAUUCGUAUUGUUUAUUAUAAAAUUUUACUUGCCUUUGAAUUAGAGACUAGUUUUCACGUAUGAAAAUCGACAUUACUUAUUAUUGUGACCCCCCAAUUCGAAAAUAAUUUAUUAAUUGUAAAUGGCGAUGCUGCUGAUUUAGAUACGGAGGCUUAUAUAUUGGGGGUUGAGGUGUUGUGAGAUGGUUACAGUAGUCCAAGCUAUUGAUACCUGUUCAUAUAUACACAGACCGUUAAUGAAACAAGCCCUCGCAAUCAACGACGGCCGUAAGCUCUGUUCUCUUGGGGGUUUCGCAUACGAAAUACGCACACAGGUACAAUACCCCGGAGGCGGCGUUGACAACCAUGCCGCAAUUAUUCAUGUGAUGUAUGAUGUCGCUCUCCGUUGGCACCUUCUAUUGUAUUAUUGAUUAUGUGAAGGAUGUCUCUGUUAACCUGGUCUGAAUAUGUAUUGACAAAUACCACGCUCUCGGAUGGAUUAUUGAAGAACCUCCAAUUGUAUUCGUAGUUAUGAAUACGAUUCCUAAC
Messenger RNA from Diorhabda carinulata, 4423 nucleotides. RefSeq lists its product as uncharacterized. The transcript has 5 exons. The record is from RefSeq and is a predicted model, not a curated record. Lineage: Eukaryota; Metazoa; Arthropoda; Insecta; Coleoptera; Chrysomelidae. Bases 23 to 871 code for a protein of 282 amino acids.